CCAGAAGCGGCUGGACCCGGAAAUAGGGGUUGUCGGUAGCCGCCCCGGGAACAAGGACCGGAGCUGGAUCCGCGGUGAGGCUGUGGGAGUCAGCAUUGGUAAUAGUGCUGUGCUGCGGAAGAGUGGAGUCUAAACUUUUUCAUUGCCAGUGCCCCGAAACUGGAGUGUGAAGGACCGAGACAAGAUGAAGACCGUGCUCAUGGUUGCUGAAAAGCCGUCCUUGGCACAGUCAAUUGCCAAAAUCCUCUCUAGAGGGAGCCUGUCCUCACACAAAGGGCUGAACGGGGCCUGCUCAGUCCACGAGUACACUGGGACCUUUGCUGGCCAGCCAGUGCGCUUCAAGAUGACGUCUGUCUGUGGUCACGUGAUGACCCUGGAUUUCCUGGGAAAAUACAACAAAUGGGACAAAGUGGACCCCGCAGAACUGUUCAGCCAAGCUCCCACGGAGAAGAAAGAAGCUAACCCCAAGCUGAACAUGGUGAAGUUCCUGCAGGUGGAGGGCAGAGGCUGCGACUACAUCGUGCUGUGGCUGGACUGCGACAAGGAGGGGGAGAACAUCUGCUUUGAGGUUCUUGAUGCUGUUCUGCCCGUCAUGAACAAGGCCCAUGGUGGCGAGAAGACCGUGUUUCGGGCCAGGUUUAGCUCCAUCACGGACACAGACAUCUGUAAUGCCAUGGCCUGCCUGGGCGAGCCUGACCACAACGAGGCGCUCUCAGUGGAUGCUCGCCAGGAGCUGGACCUGCGAAUCGGCUGUGCGUUCACCAGGUUUCAGACUAAAUAUUUCCAGGGGAAAUACGGUGAUUUAGACAGCUCUCUCAUCUCCUUUGGGCCAUGUCAGACUCCAACCCUGGGAUUCUGUGUGGAGAGACAUGAUAAAAUCCAGUCCUUCAAACCAGAGACCUACUGGGUGCUGCAGGCCAAGGUUAACACUGACAAAGACAGGUCUCUCCUUUUGGACUGGGACCGAGUAAGAGUGUUCGACCGGGAGAUCGCACAGAUGUUUUUAAACAUGACAAAGCUGGAGAAGGAAGCCCAGGUGGAGGCCACAAGCAGGAAAGAAAAGGCCAAGCAGAGGCCCCUGGCCCUGAACACUGUGGAGAUGCUGCGUGUGGCCAGCUCUUCUCUGGGCAUGGGGCCGCAGCACGCCAUGCAGACGGCUGAGCGGCUCUACACGCAAGGCUACAUCAGCUACCCACGGACAGAGACCACCCACUACCCUGAGAACUUUGACCUGAAGGGCUCUCUGCGGCAGCAGGCCAACCACCCCUACUGGGCCGACACGGUGAAGCGGUUGUUAGCAGAAGGUAUCAACCGCCCGCGGAAAGGCCAUGACGCUGGCGACCAUCCCCCCAUCACCCCCAUGAAGUCUGCCACAGAGGCCGAAUUAGGGGGUGACGCGUGGCGGCUCUAUGAGUACAUCACCAGACACUUCAUCGCCACGGUCAGCCAUGACUGCAAGUACCUGCAGAGCACCAUCUCCUUCAGAAUUGGGCCCGAGCUCUUCACCUGCUCCGGGAAGACCGUCCUCUCACCAGGCUUCACGGAGGUCAUGCCCUGGCAGAGCGUGCCCCUGGAGGAGAGCCUGCCCACUUGCCAGCGGGGUGACGCCUUCCCUGUGGGCGAGGUGAAGAUGCUGGAGAAGCAGACGAACCCACCCGACUACCUGACGGAGGCCGAGCUCAUCACGCUCAUGGAGAAGCAUGGCAUCGGCACAGAUGCCAGCAUCCCUGUGCAUAUCAACAACAUCUGCCAGCGCAACUAUGUCACGGUGGAGAGCGGGCGCCGGCUCAAGCCCACCAACCUCGGCAUUGUCCUGGUGCACGGCUACUAUAAGAUUGAUGCAGAGCUGGUGCUCCCCACCAUCCGCAGUGCAGUGGAGAAGCAGCUGAACCUGAUCGCCCAGGGCAAGGCCGACUACCGCCAGGUCCUUGGCCACACCCUGGACGUGUUCAAGAGGAAGUUCCACUACUUUGUCGACUCCAUUGCUGGCAUGGAUGAGUUGAUGGAGGUGUCUUUCUCGCCCCUGGCGGCCACAGGCAAGCCCCUUUCACGCUGUGGGAAGUGCCACCGCUUCAUGAAGUACAUCCAGGCCAAGCCAAGCCGCCUGCACUGCUCCCACUGCGAUGAGACCUACACGCUCCCCCAGAACGGCACCAUCAAGCUCUACAAGGAGCUCCGCUGCCCUCUGGAUGACUUCGAGCUGGUCCUGUGGUCAUCAGGCUCUCGGGGAAAGAGCUACCCGCUGUGCCCCUACUGCUACAACCACCCACCCUUCCGAGACAUGAAGAAAGCCACCCGAGGAGAGACACCUGUGCGGGAUCCACUGUGUGUUGGAAACUCCCUCCACACUCCACCCGUGCCUCACUGAGUGAUGACGGGAGCUCAGCAAAACAGCUUUCCAGACUGUUCAGUGGGACCUUUCUUUGAGGGGCAGGUCAGGAAUGUUUCGGACUCAGACCUGCCCCCGCCCCAACUCAGUAGUAGAUUCCCAGGCUGCACCAGGACUUAUAUGAGAGCUCCUGUAAGGAAACCCAGAGCCCACCAAGCAUACCCCACCUGGACCCCCUUCCUGGAGGCCCUCACAGGUUAACACAGGGGUUCCCUGGAACACAGUUUGGAGAGCUACUCGAAGCUGAAUGAAAAUACACAGAGACAUGGGGAACCACAUAGAGGGUCCUGGGAUGUGUCUCAGAAGCACAGGCUUCAGGAAGGAGGGGGUGCUCUCAGAGCUUCUGCCCCCUCCCACCCACUCUGGUCCCAUUCUGGGGCCCUAGCAAGGCCACACCUGUUAGGUCCCCAGUGCAGGGCUGUGACUCUGCUCUUCCACCCACAGGGCCCAGUGGACCUGGAGCCUUCUCCGCAGAAGGUUUCAAGACCUCCAGGACCCUUAGGUUAUAGGGCUAAUUCAGGCUUGGAGGAGCAGAGACGGUUCCUAGGUCUUAAACCCAGACCACCCAGUCCUUCCUUACUAUGCUUCUGCACUGCGCUUUCAGCCACAGGCAGGGAUAAUCACAAAGUGUUCCUUUUUUUUCCUCUGCAAUUGUCCCUUGUGUGUGACCCUCCUUCAAGGCCCUUGGCUUCCGCAGCUUGAUUCUGCACUCCGAGUCCAUUCACCUUCUCCCAUCCAAUAGCAUCCAACCCCGCUGCUACUGCUGCCAACCUGGCCUUGGGAGCAAUGAGGACAAGGAAGGGACAAGACCCCUUUUAGGCCAGAACUGCCUUCAGAUCAGCCACGCUCCAUGGGACUGUACCUCUGCCCUGGAGGCUGGAGAGGUCAGUGGCUGCAGACUGUCUCAAGGAGCCCCUGGCCCUGCCCACCUAGCCAGGGGUGCAGCCUUGCCAGAGAAGCAGAGAAGCGUCUGUGGCUGGGUGGGUGAUAUUGAAAGAUUCCUUUCACCAGGGUGGAAGCCAGGAUCUGAGGCGUGAUGGAAUGUGGACAGUGAGGCAGUGACAGCGCCACAAGGCAGGAGUCAUCUCCAGGCAGGUCUUUGGCCUGGAGCCCAUAGGGACAAGCUCCUGGUGGUGCCUCACUUUGCCAUCCUCUCUAAGCCGCAGACCUUGAAUGGAAUCAGUGCUCAAGAGUCUAACUGGGCCCCCUCUGAGGAUGCCUGUGGGAAUAUCAGCUUUUACCGCACCACACUGCACUUUACAGUGUGGGAGGGCCUGCCCCACGCACCACCUCACCUGUACUGCGGUUCUCAAACUUCACCCUACAGCCAUUCUGUUGUAGGUGAUCUCAGGGGCAGUUUGAGAAACAGUGGCUCAGGGUCUCACAGCAGCCCUCUGAGAUAGGUUGGUUGCUAUUGUCCCGAUUUUUUCUCAUCAAGAAACUGAGGCUCAGGUGAGCUAAGGAAUGUGCCCAGGGCCACUGUUUAUAAGAAGUAGCCUCAAGCCUUGCUCAUGGUUACUGCCCUGACAGGGAUCGAGGAAGGAGUGAGCAGGAGAAUGGGAUGAGGCAGGACCCUCCGCUCCAGCCCUGCUUUCUCUGCCCAGACACCUCCUGCCUUGCAGACCCAACCCCACCCCAGAUGGUUUCCUUUCCAGUCACCCAGCUGCUAGUUCUCCAGGUUCCUGGUCUCACUCCAGGUUCCUCCUGUUGGAGAAGCAUCCCAGAGACAUUCAUUCCUGGCAAGGACACAGGCCUGCGGACCUGAAGGCCAGGUGGGCAGAGCCACAUAAGAUCUGGUGCCCCAUCCUCCAUUUAAAAAAUUAUACUUUCCAACUGCAUUGGUAUAAAGGUGAAUAUAUUAAUAUCAUAUAUUAAAACAUUUUCUUU
Pan troglodytes (chimpanzee) is the source of this 4276-nucleotide messenger RNA. It is a transcript of the gene TOP3B, whose product is annotated as DNA topoisomerase III beta. NCBI's taxonomy places the organism in Eukaryota, Metazoa, Chordata, Mammalia, Primates, Hominidae. The record is from RefSeq and is a predicted model, not a curated record. Gene Ontology annotation, biological process: DNA topological change; DNA recombination; DNA repair. The coding region runs from base 185 to 2368 and encodes 727 amino acids. Gene Ontology annotation, molecular function: DNA binding; DNA topoisomerase type I (single strand cut, ATP-independent) activity. Gene Ontology annotation, cellular component: nucleus. The transcript is spliced from 18 exons.